AUGACCUCGCGAAAAUUCUCCCUCGCGUUGCAGAGAAUGCUGAAAAAACGGCUGACUUUUUUACUUCGCGAAAUCGCGUUGGAAGGAAGAGACGGGUGCACGUUGCCGAAAGCGUUUGAACUUUUAGACACUUCUUUGGAAAGGAGAAGGAAGUUACGAGAAGACGGAGAGUCGAACGAACGAGACGAGGACGACACGGACGACGAGGACGAUGAAGACGUCGAUGUGUUCGAUGAUUUAGACGAAGAAACUGGCGACGAGGAGAAAGAAGAACAUAUCGACGACGAGGAGAAGAAAAAGAAGAGAAAAGUUGAGAAACUGAAACGAUUGGUGUUCCAACGACUCGUCUCGCGGAGUUCGCUCGCAAAGACGAGUGAUUUUGACACGUUGGAAUCGAUGGAAAUGAGACCACCGGACGUGUACUUCAUGGUGAAACUUCCAGAGAAGUGCAAAGUGAACACAACAGAGCAAGAAGCGCUCGUGGAAAUCGACGCGGCGGAGAAAUUCAUCGUGCGGGAGAGUUUCGACUUUCGAAAGUCGAGGCGAGGCGGCGGCGACGGUGCAAAUAGUAACAUCAAGAACAGCGAAAACAAGGCGAGUAAUAAAAGUAGCAAAAAGAAAUCUAAGAACCAACUACAAGGGUGCGAUGGAGACAAAGUGGACGGAUGUCUCAUCACUUUUGAGGAGUGCAUGGAUGCUGAAAUUGCCAAUCCAAUCACGCUUGUCGCUUCUUUGCACGCGCGAGAAGCCGUAUUGAGUUUAACCGAUGCGAGGUCGUGGGAACAAGUUCUUUCGCCAUUUGCGAGACGCAUUUUAGAAUUUGUCGCGAAAAGAAGACAGCAUGGCGCCACGACGGCGGAAAUGAGUGCUCAUCUUAACAUGAAAUCUUCAAAAAUAGAUCCACACGCGAGGCAACUCGAAGGUUUGCGCAUCAGCUUGAGGAGGAAAGUGUUUCGUCAAGAGUCGAAAACGACCGAAAGCGGCAUGUGGCUUCCAGAAUUUGUACCGAGAAAGGCGACAGCUUUGAGCCACACGAUGAAAAAGAAAUACGCCGAUCGAUUGUUUAAUAUUUUGGAAGAGGCUGGUAAGGCGCACGCGGUGCCAAUUGACGACAUUAAACCUGAGAUGGCGAAAGCGUUGAACAGUUUGAUUUACGACAUGAAUCCAAGACGGUCUCAAAAAUUAUUCGGCGAACUUCGCAACGAAUUAGUCGAGAAAAAAUGCAUCCUCCUCGGAGUUGUGAACGUCGAAGACGAAAAAACGGGGAGAACUGUUGUCAAGGAAGCGCUUCAAUUGAUCGAGCGCCCGCAAGAGUACACCUACAAAGCAACUGCAUCGAUGGCGCAGGUGAUUGACGGUGCCGAUAAAAACGCCCCGUUGCUCCUACCGUCCUCAGAAAAGGAAAAGGAGAAUGAACUUCUUCUCGCAAAAGCCGAUAAGAAUAAAACGAUAACACCAUGGAUUAAAGAUGAUGUCGAAUACGAACCCUCUCAGUACACGAUGUGGACAGGUAACGGUAGCAGAGAGCUCGUUUUAGAGGAAACGUACGAGUCUCAACUCCUCGAAAGAUUAGCAAAAAGUAGCUCCGGCGCAACCGUAAAGGCUCUCGGAAUCGAGUUCGAUAUCGCGUGCAAACCGCUGCAAAGAAAAUUAGAAAAAUUAGAGCUAUCAGAUAAGCUUCUUGACCGUACGACGGUUCGAGCGGGAUCGAAUGUCAACGUGUAUUAUAAGCUGAAAGAGUCCAUUGCUCGAAAGCGCGGCAUCGCGAUGGCUCGCGAAGGUGAAAAUUUUGGACCGAAUGGAGACGGCGAGAUUACUAAUACGCAGCUUAUGGCAAAUAAACCUCUGGAUAGGAACGAAGUUCGAUUUCAAUACGUAAAGGAACACAUAUUAGAGAAAGGCUUUGCAUUUCAAUCGCGUUUGGGUACUUGGUUAGCCAAGAAGGAGGGGCACGGAUUAGCGCGCGUCGACGUGAUCCAGAUCAAACAAAUCGUAGAAACUUUACUGCAAAAGGAAAAGUUUUCCCAUUUUGUUGUGAGAGGAUUAUCGGGCAAAGAAGAUACAUUGCUGUGCUCGCCAGAGUUUUUUAAUUCGAUAGACCACAAAAAUCUUACGGACGAGUUCAUAACGAAUAUGUUGUAUCACGGCGAGCAGUUGCGACUUGCAAAGCGAAAAAAAUUAGAAAGUUCUGGCAUGGAGCUUCCGCAGUUGCAGGCGUUUGAGAAAGAAGUACCGACAACUGCGACUGCGACAACGACGGGAGCAAGAAAGAGUGUGAAAAACACGAGCAAAAUGGGCAGCGAAAUUUUGCUCUUGGCAAAUGGAAACGAAGUUACUAGCGACGAUACGAAAAGAUUGACACCGCCGCCACCUCCACGAAUCUCAACCCUGAGUGUUAGUACUCCUAAAAAUCCAGUUGAUGUCCCAUUUGAGCGGUUGCGAUACGAAAAUGCGUUACGAUUCGGUAUUUUCCGCUCACAUGUGUUGCGAUGCCGCGCUUUGCAUUUACAUUUAAUUCAAAAUGCGACGAAUGGAUGCAUCUCCGCGCACGAACUUCGAAAAAAUAUUCCGGUCAAAUUGCACUUUCAGCUCGCACCGCCUCCGAAUGGGUUGAGCGCGACUCAGCUUGCGAAGUUAUACGUCGCUGUUGUCGAGGAUGUAAAAUUUUCGGACUUGGAUAAGACAUUAGCCAAAGCAGCGUACGACUCGGAUGCCAUAGGAGACGUGUUGAAAGGAUUGAAGAACAUGGGAUUGUGGACGUACGGUACAACUCCGAGCGCGCCGACACCUUUGCCAUCGAGGAAGCGAAAAGCGCCCAUUCAAGAAGAUAUUGACUGCAAAGAAGAGGAGAACGGUAUCGGUGUUUCUUUACAACUCGCAGCUGUCGGCACAUACGUCAAAUCGGAAGCUGAUGGUGGUAAAAACAAAAUAGAAAUGAACCUUACAACCAUUGAGUCCUGCAAUGCGUAUUGGAACGCUCUCGAAAAAACGUUUGCAGGUGUGAAAGUUGACGUCGACUUGUGCUCAAAUGGAAACAACACCAUCGCAAUGACGCAGAAGAAGAGUUGGGACUUAUCCAUGAUCAUUCAGAAUUCCAAAGAAGCGUUGCUUUUAGCGAUCCGAUUUGAAGAUUUGUGGAAGCGCUGGGUGCAAAGCUCGAUGGACGAGCCACAUCCAAACCAUGCGCAGAGACGGUAUCCCACAAGAGACGAGCUAUCAAAGCCUGAAAAUACAUCGUUAAGAGUUGAUUUAGCAGCUGCACAGCGUAAGGUUGGUUUAAAACCGGUAACAGCCUUGAAGGAAACGCCAAUCCUCGCAUUUGUGCAGAAACAAAUAGUAUCGGACAGAAAAGAGUGCACCGGCUUGACUGAAAAGAGGAUUGACGAUUUGUGGAAAGUAUACGGUGAAAGCGUUCAAAAAACUCUUCUUGGAGGCCACGCUACGUUCGGAGUGGAUGGUGGGAAGACGCUGGGCGUAAAAAGCACGGACUCUGGCGUUAUCACGGAGAACGAGUUACAACAAAUUGCGCUCAUAGCGAGACAAAAGUCAAAGCGUGAAUCGUCCAAGAAUCAAAAUAUUCAACGCAACAACAAUAAAAGCAAGAACAAUGCUGAUGGUAGCGAUAGUGAUGAAGGAAAGGAUAACGGCGAUGAUAUGAUUGGUGGUCCCCUUUUACACGAUCUCGAUGAUGACGAAGAUGAUGACAUAGAUGAAGAUGAAGACAACAACGCAAACCUCUCUUCGAGACUGCGAUUCCGGGCGCCAAAAAUGAUUUUCGAUAUAGAUUCUGAUACCUUCUUGCUGACGACUGUGAUUCAAUACAUGAUAAUAUCAGGGCCGGGCGACAUUGAUCCGUCAUUAAAUCUCGGAGCUCGUUCGGCUACUUUUGGUAACGUUGCUUUGGUAUUCCAGGCUAUGCGAGAAUCCUGGGUUGAUCGAUACAGAAAUGCAACGGAGUUGGCCAUCAUGAAAAGAUGGAGAAUCAUAUGCAAACAUGCUUCUCCAACGGAGGAAGCAGGUGGGAUCAUCAGAUCUGCAUACAACUACGCAAAGCUUGAGUACGAAUCUGGGAAAGAGUCGCGGCGAAAGCGAGAUGAGAGUCUUCUGGAUGGAUUAUUAUCUGUAAAAUCUACAGAAGAAUCUGACGAGCCUAUUGGGAUCCAGGAGCAAAUCGAGCGCGUGACCGAUUCAAUUCAAGGAAGAGAACGCGCUCCGGAAGGAAAGAAUUGGGAAAUGUCCGGCGAAUGGACUCUAGAUAUUCAGCAACGCGUCGCGGUGAUGGCAAGACAGAUUCUCUUAAACAACAGUUUUGAAAGUCGGAAAAAUAUUAUUGCUCCGGAGAAUAGAAACGGUGACAGAGUUAACGCGGCAGAGAAGAAUGAUUAUGGGAAAAUGGAAGUUGGAACCACCAUUACCGCAACGAACAACAAUGACAACAACAACAAUAUGGACGUCGAAAAAGACCAUAUUGACGAUGGGGACGAUGAUUUCGACGGCACUGCCGCCGGUGUUGACGAUGACGACAAUGACGAAAAAGAAGUUGGAGAAAAAGUUGAGGGACGGAAUGCCGAGAAGGAGAUGGAAAAGGAUUACGAGAAGAAAGCAACAGCUGCAGUAAAAGUGGAUCCUACAAAGGAGGGUGAGGAGGCGCCGGAUUCUGAGAAACCAUCAGUAAAUUUGGAUCCAUCCGAAUGGUUAGUCUUGGACGAAGUCAAAUGUGAAAUGUGCCAAGGCGGUGAUCGCGAAGAUGAAGUGCUCUUGUGCGAUGGAUGUGAUUGCGGUUUUCACAUAUUCUGUUUAAAACCACCUUUAAAGAAAAUUCCAGACGGCGAUUGGUUCUGUGAGAAAUGUAAAGCCGCACUGGAACCGGUAGACGACGAUGAUGCCGAAUUGAGAAAAAUCAUAGAGAAAGAGCGCGCGGGUAUGCGAGACAAUUUAGAUUGGCUUGAGGCAUCACGCCGCGCGACCACAUCGCGCAGAAAAACCGCCGGAGUUCCUGCCCGCGUUUCUGCUCUUCCACCCGCUUAUCGCGAGAAUGGCGAAAAUAUGGGAUUGGCAAUGGGAGGCAAACGAAAGUUUACGAAGAAGUUUACGCAAAUACGAUUCAACGAAGAACGCCGUGCACGUAACGAUAGUGUCGGCGAACCUAUCAUCGAGAUUCGUAAAAGGGCAAUUGAAAUUUUCAAUGAUAUGUUUGCAGAGAAAAGUUCAGAAGGAGAAGAGACUGCAAAUGCCAACGGUGUCACGCAUGAGAUUUUGCCCGUGCACGCGAUCAAUGCUGCUUCUAUGCUGGCUUACGUUUCAGGCAUGAUUACAAACAAUAUUGAUAUGGUAUCAUUGGCAGAGCUCGAUGAAGUGAGCAAUCCUUCCGAUGCCAAAUGGGCAUUCAAAGUGCUCGCGAAGAAUAGUAAGGAGUGCUCUUCGUUUGGAUUUAAAACUUCGGGGGAGAAAAUCCAGCGUUCAUUCCAACUCAUCGCGGAAGAUUGCGGCAACAACGCGGAUGACGACGACGCGAUGAAUAUCUGUGAAAGCGAUCCAAACAUCGAGCGAGAAAUUACGCGAUAUGUUUCCGCACGCUUGAAUGCGAGCGAAUCCGAUAUCGUAGAGUUCAUUGGCGAUGACGCCUCCAGCGCAAAACGAGCACUCAAAGCGCUCACGGCGCGAGGUGAGCUUCUUUUACGAACCGUACAAGCGCACCGUUCCAGUGUGCCAAGCAUCUUCGGUAAAGUAAAAGAAAGCAACGACACAGCAAACACAAACGCGAAAACUGAAAAGUUUUAUUGCGUUCCUAUUGAGAAUCAAAGGGUCGUUUUGUAA
This is a messenger RNA of Bathycoccus prasinos, 5817 nucleotides long. RefSeq lists its product with no specific name. The record is from RefSeq and is a predicted model, not a curated record. The coding region runs from base 1 to 5817 and encodes 1938 amino acids. The transcript has a single exon. Lineage: Eukaryota; Viridiplantae; Chlorophyta; Mamiellophyceae; Mamiellales; Bathycoccaceae.